UGGCGGCGUCUCUCCAGUCAGGCGACAGUUUGUAAAGUUGAGCCGCCUGCACAGUGACGUCGUGCUAGCUGCCACGCCUCCCCAUGUGUUCUUUCUUCUCCUAUAGGAGCUGCUGUCCCGCCGGGAACGCCUCUGCGCUGCGUGAUUGGCUGCCGGAAGUCCCGCCCUCCUGCUCAGCUGUGCGUCCUGGGGGCUCGGCUGGUCGCUCCUGUGGGUGCGGGGGCAUGCAAGCAUGGAGAGCGGCCUGGGGCCCCGGGGAGCGGCUGGCACACACACAGGUAACAGAGAUGAGCAGGUGAUACCCCGACAAUGCUCCCCGCAGGAGGGACACCCCGACCCAACAGGCCUUCCAUUGGGUCACCCUAGUGAGGUUUCUCCCCAAGGAACCUAUCCCAAGGACUUGGAGCCGAGCACCCUGGGGCCCGCUGUUAGAGAGGAACCGGAGCCGAGCACCCUGGGGCCCGCUGUUAGAGAGGAACCGGAGCCGAGCACCCUGGGGCCCACUGUUAGAGAGGAACCGGAGCCGAGCACCCUGGGGCCCGCUGUUAGAGAGGAACCGGAGCCGAGCACCCUGGGGCCCACUGUUAGAGAGGAACUGGGGCCCGCUGUUAGAGAGGAACCGGAGCCGAGCACUCUGGGGCCCACUGUUAGAGAGGAACCGGAGCCGAGCACCCUGGGGCCCGCUGUUAGAGAGGAACCGGAGCCGAGCACCCUGGGGCCCGCUGUUAGAGAGGAACCGGAGCCGAGCACCCUGGGGCCCGCUGUUAGAGAGGAACCGGAGCCGAGCACCCUGGGGCCCGCUGUUAGAGAGGAACCGGAGCUGAGCACCCUGGGGCCCGCUGUUAGAGAGGAACCGGAGCCGAGCACCCUGGGGCCCACUGUUAGAGAGGAACCGGAGCCGAGCACCCUGGGGCCCGCUGUUAGAGAGGAACCGGAGCCGAGCACCCUGGGGCCCACUGUUAGAGAGGAACUGGGGCCCGCUGUUAGAGAGGAACCGGAGCCGAGCACUCUGGGGCCCACUGUUAGAGAGGAACCGGAGCCGAGCACCCUGGGGCCCACUGUUAGAGAGGAACCGGAGCCGAGCACUCUGGGGCCCGCUGUUAGAGAGGAACCGGAGCCGAGCACCCUGGGGCCCGCUGUUAGAGAGGAACCGGAGCCGAGCACUUUGGGUGCCACUGUUAGAGAGGAACCGGAGCCGAGCACCCUGAGGCCCGCUGUUAGAGAGGAACCGGAGCCGAGCACCCUGAGGCCCACUGUUAGAGAGGAACCGGAGCCGAGCACCCUGAGGCCCACUGUUAGAGAGGAACCGGAGCCGAGCACUCUGGGGCCCGCUGUUAGAGAGGAACCGGAGCCGAGCACCCUGAGGCCCGCUGUUAGAGAGGAACCGGAGCCAAGCACCCUGAGGCCCACUGUUAGAGAGGAACCGGAGCCGAGCACUUUGGGGCCCGCUGUUAGAGAGGAACCGGAGCCGAGCACUUUGGGGCCCGCUGUUAGAGAGGAACCGGAGCCGAGCACUUUGGGUGCCACACUAGGGCCCAGUUUUAGUGCGGAACUGGGACCAACGAGUCUGGGGCCUGUUGUUGGCGCAGAGUUGGAGACAAUUUUGGGGCGCACUGUUACUGAGCCCUACCAGCAGCCAAUGCCGGAGGUGAAUGGUGAGGACACAGAGCAAGGGAUUGUGGGUGAGGGCUGUGAGAGUGGAAGUGCUGUAGAUGGGCCAGAGGAGGAUUCGGGCCCCGGGCCCAGUGAGGCUUGUGAGGAGAGCAGCUCCAGGGAACUAUCUGACUCCACAGAGAACACUUUGGAGGACUCUGGAGACUUCCCUACCCUUCCGCCAGUGGUUGGGGGAGGAGCUUCUGAUGUCUCCCCGCCCACCAGUCCCAUCCAUCGAGACGAGGACAUCAGUGCCGAGGGCUGGCGCUCCCGGAGGAAACAUGUCUUUGUACUGAGUGAGGCCGGGAAGCCCAUUUACUCUCGGCAUGGCAACGAGGAAGCCUUGUCCUCCACCAUGGGGGUCAUGAUGGCUUUGGUCAGCUUCGUACAGAGUGGGGACAAUUCCAUCCGCUCCAUCUACUCAGAUAACCAGAAGGUGGUGUUCCUGCAGGAGGGGCCCCUGGUGCUGGUGUCGGUGUCGCGCACCCCCCAGUCGGAGGAGCAGCUGCGGCAGGAGUUGCGCUACGUCUAUUACCAGAUUAUCAGUAUGCUGACCCAGGCCAGCGUGGCGCGCAUCUUUGAGCGCAAGAAGAAUUACGACCUGCGCCGGCUGCUGGCCGGUUCUGAAAAGAUUCUGGACAGCCUGCUGGACACGAUGGAGAUGGACCCUGGGGUUCUGCUGGGGGCGGUGCGCUGCGUGGCCAUUCCCAGCACCCUGAGGGACUCGCUCAGCUCCAUCCUGACCAAGGCCAUCACGCCCAACCUGGUCUUCUCCAUCUUGGUGGCCCAGCAGCAGCUGGUGACGGUGGUGCAGGAGAAGGCGGUGAUUGAGGAUUGCCGGCUGGACCCUGCCGACCUGCACCUCCUGCUCAACCUCAUCGGGGCAUCUUCUGCCUUCCAGGCGGGGGAGAUCUGGACCCCCAUCUGCCUUCCUCGCUUCAACCCUGAUGGCUAUUUCUAUGCCUAUAUCUCCUACUUGGACCCUCAGUGCACCGUGUGCCUGGUGCUGCUCUCCACCGACAAGGAGUCCUUCUACGCCGUGUCCGGCUGCAAGGGGAAGAUCCAAGCGGCCAUGGAAUCCCAGGGUUCCCUGCAAGCCCUGGGCGGGGCCAUGCGCUACUGCUCCUAUAGCGCCUCCCUGGUGGGAAUCCCGGAGCUACUGCACUUUGUAUACAAGCCCCUGGAUGUGCCCGAGACUUACCGGCAGCUCCCUCAGUUCACCAGCCCGGAAGCUGACAGUCCGUACGCCAGCGAGGAGGAGAGACAGCGGCUGUUUGAUCUGUACCGCUACCUGCACUGCCGGAUGCACAACUCGGCCCGCCCCCUGCGCCUCAUCUACCAUGUGGCUGAGAAGGAGACCCUGCUGGCCUGGGUGACCAGCAAGUUUGAACUGUACACAGCGUUUAGCUCGUUAGUGACGAAGGUGGGGGCCAUUAAUGUUAUAACGAAGCUUCUGCGCUGGAUUAAGAAGGAGGAAGACCGCCUAUUUAUCCGCUACCCCCCAAAGUACUCGACCACCCCUGUGCCAGGGAAGGGGGCCAAGGGCAGCAGGACAGACAGAAAUGACCCCUCUCAGAAUGGGUUCUUUACUGGCCUCUAACAUGGAGCAACCCAGAGAGAGGGGGGCCGGCAGAACCUACGCUCCGCCCACCCAACACCUGGCUCCACCCCUUUGUCAGAUCAGCACCAGUCCAGGAUGCCACCCAUCAGCCAUUAUGUGAUCUUCCAGCUCCCCGAGUCCUACAGAAUGUUCCGGCGUGGCACCGAGACCCAGGAGCGCAGGAGGGGUGGGAGUGGCACGUAUUGGGUCAGAGCAUCGCAGCAAGGUCUUCCCUCUCCAUUUCAGUCAUCAGGUCAAAGAGUCGGCCCAUGGUGGCUUCACUGACCCGAACCUGCACAACAAGAGUUGCCAUUGGCCCGUCAGAACACUGGGAGGAGUUACGCUCACUCCAGAUACUGUCAGAACCUCCCCCCCAGUGGCAGCUGCAGGGAGGCUGGGAGUUGUAGUCCAACAGCAUCCGCAGGGCAGAGGGUGGGACACUACGGGGUUACAGUGGGUUCCACUUACCAUAAAUGUCUUUAACACCUUAUCCGCUGGGUUCUGGCCUUGUUGCAUCCAGAGAUCCACAAAGGUGCGGGGAAUGUCCAGCUUGGUGGCCAGUAGCCUCCAGUCGUUCCCUGGCGGAACAGAGAAGGUGGUUUGUAGCGGGCAAAGGUAAGGGGCCCCAAACUGUCUGCUCCAAUCACAGUCUGCCUUUUCUUAUCAUGUGCCCUGCUGCCAGCAACUCUCUCCUGCUGUUUGCCAGUUGGCACCCAAGGCUGGCACCCUGGCACUGCAUGAGGGGGUACGGGCAGCAGGACUGUUGUGACAGUUUGGGGGGGUCGCACAUCCCCCUGGGUAUAUAUAUAUAUAUAUGGUAUUUGUGUGUAAGGAUUUCCUGUAUAUUGGCUGAUUACAGAUGGGGCUUAUUUUUGGAAAUGUAUCGUGCCCCCCCCUUGGUGCUACCGUGUACAGACUUCAGUGUAAAUGAAUUACAGGACUCCCCGGCAGAGAAAAUAAAGUAUACAUUGACAGGA
Molecule: messenger RNA, 4230 nt
Organism: Xenopus tropicalis (tropical clawed frog)
Lineage: Eukaryota; Metazoa; Chordata; Amphibia; Anura; Pipidae
Product: vacuolar fusion protein MON1 homolog B
Exons: 6
Coding region: 233-3253 (1006 amino acids)
Biological process (GO): protein targeting to vacuole; vesicle-mediated transport
Source: RefSeq, a predicted model, not a curated record